This is a messenger RNA of Theileria parva strain Muguga, 882 nucleotides long. RefSeq lists its product as uncharacterized. The record is from RefSeq and is a predicted model, not a curated record. NCBI's taxonomy places the organism in Eukaryota, Apicomplexa, Aconoidasida, Piroplasmida, Theileriidae. The coding region runs from base 1 to 882 and encodes 293 amino acids. The transcript has a single exon.
AUGAAAUUUGGUAUAUUUACUUUUAUCGCAAUUCUUAUAUCGUGCCCCUAUAAAUCAGCCCAUGGAGCGGAUGGGAAUGGUUCAUCCCAAUCAACUGGUGCUACAACCGGUACAACUUCUCCGGGGGCUCAAGUUACUACUCCAGCUACUGGAACUACACCUGGUUCUAAAACUGGUGAAAAAACCGGGGGAACUGGUCUUACCCUUGAUAUCAAGAAGAAUAAGGGAAGCAAUGAGUUCAAGUACUCCGAGCGUGGUAAGUGUAGAUUAUUCACUGCCCAAGGUACUCAUACAUUUUCUAAGAUCGUGACGGGUAACACUGAUGUCUGGAAGUCUACCGGUGAUGACCACGCUGUAAAGGUGUUACUCAAGGGUAAAGGUGAUAAAAAGAAACAUCUUGCCAUUUCCUUUAAGAGUGGUAAGUUUCUAGUUCUUUACAGGGAUGGCAAAGGAAAACCCUGGAAUGAUAUAACCUCUUCCAAAGAUGAUAUAACAAAAUUCAAGUUCUAUGGCGAGGGUGAAAAGGAGCUCACUACUGCGGAUUACAAAAUUGACAUUGGACUUAUGUUUUGUUACUUGGUAAUAUUCAAUAGUGAAGGUAAGUGUAAGAAAAUUAAGUUUGGAGAUAAAGAAAUUUGGAAACCUGAUGAUUCUGACACAAAAUUUAAAAAAUUCAAGUUUUUUUCAGUAGAUCUUGAUUCAAACGAUUGCCUCAUUAUUAACAAUUACGGUGAACACAAGAGAAUAGAAAUUACUAAGCCAACUACUACUGGAACUACUCCUGGUACUGGAACUAAUCAAGGAUCUGGAUCAACUCCUAGUACUAAUCCUUCGGGUCAGACCGGAACUAGUACAACUGAAGGUCCUAAGAAAUCUCCAUGA